Sorghum bicolor (sorghum) is the source of this 747-nucleotide messenger RNA. RefSeq names its product spidroin-1-like. The record is from RefSeq and is a predicted model, not a curated record. The transcript is spliced from 2 exons. Bases 1 to 747 code for a protein of 248 amino acids. NCBI's taxonomy places the organism in Eukaryota, Viridiplantae, Streptophyta, Magnoliopsida, Poales, Poaceae.
AUGUACGGCCUUCGACACAAGAAGCUUACACGCAAGAAGGAUGCAGGAAGUGGUGGGAGCAACCAAAUAGGACAUAGUCAUAGUGGUAUUCAGUCCAAAAGGGUUGCUGCUAGCAACUCUAAAAGGAUGGGUGCUACUAAUACUAGGAAGAGUGCUGCUGCUGCUGCUGUUGGGAGCACUGAAAGGGGUAGUACUGCUACUGCUAGGAGUGCUGGAAGGGACCGUACUACUGCUGUUGGGAGUGAUGAAAUGGGUAGUGCUGCUGCUGCUGCUAGGAGUGCUAGGAGUGCUGGAAGGGGUAGUGAUGCUGCUGUUGGGAGUGAUGAAAUGGGUAGUGCUGCUGCUGCUGCUAGGAGUGCUGGAUGGGUCGUACUACUGCUUGAUGCUGCUGCUGCUGGGAGUGCUGGAAGGGGUAGUGAUGCUGCUGUUGGGAGUGAUGAAAUGGGUAGUGCUGCUGCUGCUGCUAGGAGUGCUGGAUGGGGUCGUACUACUGCUGUUGGGAGUGAUGAAAUGGGUAGUGCUGCUGCUGCUGCUGCUAGGAGCACUGGAAGGGGCCAUACUACUGUUGUUGGGAGUGAUGAAACGAGCAGUGAUGCUGCUGCUGCUGGGAGUGCUGGAAGGGGCCGUACUGCUGCUUUUGGGAGUGAUGAAAUGGAUAGUGUAGCUGCUGCUGCUGCUGGGAACACUGAAAGAAGCAAUGUUGACAUGAACAUUGAAAAGACAGUUGCUGCUGCUAGGAACACUUAA